CUUUGUUCAACAGGACACUAGUUCCAUGGAACACCAAUACUAGUUAUCCAUUUAUUUUUUGGGAUAAACCUUUAUAGCUCACACGAUAGGUAAACAUUCCAAAGAACAUUGCCAUGAAAAGUCAUUCAUAUCUGGAAUUUGAACAUACCUCAAAUCAGCUCUAUGGAACACCAUUACCAGUUAACAAUUGUUUGAAAUUGCUAACUAUUUAUUUGUAGCUAACAAUAUAAAAGUGCUCCUCUUUCUUCAGAUGAACAGAACCUGCAGAACUUACCAGUGAUUCACAUUAACAGGUAAGUCUUCAAUUCAUGUACAUUACAUCAUAAACUGUUUACUCUCCUGUUAUGCUCUUUUCCAGAGAAUUCUGGAUGUUUCUAGCAUUAUUUUCCUCGGUUAUAGUACCUUGUUUUUAGGAGACCAUCAUCACCAUUGCAAUGUUGACCAUAUCUCUGCUGCUGUGUGCUGCCCUUGCUCUGAGUCAAGCAACAGGUAAGACGCACAGCAAACCAAGAAUAUACACCUUAGUUCACACUUAACAACAUUCUUUACAUAACACUCCUUUCCUGUCGAUCCCUGUAACUCCAGCUAACUGGAGUUUUUGUUGUCCAGGUGCUGAGCUCUACCGUCAUUCUUUUUUGUGUACCAGUUCUUGUUUCAGAGCAAACAUGAGAAAAACGUUUUCACUCUACUGAGUCGAGGUGGACUGCACUGGGUUGUUUGUGAACAACAUUGCUAUGACUGGUCCAUUUGAAUUCCUUUCUGUCUGUCCUUCUUCCAGGAGCUAAGGGGGCAGAGGAGGGCGUAGUGGCAACGGCAGCAGAGAACAGGAACCAAUGCCCCACAGGCUGGUUCCAAUAUGAAUCGCGCUGCUUCAUGUUCGUUGAGACUGCAAGGACAUGGCCCCUAGCAGAGGUAUCAUGGUUACUCUCUACUGUGAAUUAAAGGGAAAGUUCAAUCGAAAUCAACUCGCUUAUUUGGUUUGAGGUUACCCUUAAAGGUGAUUUGCCAUUGCGUCCUGGAAAAUACUGAACCUCCCCUUUAAGUUAUUGUUUCAUUGGAAUUUUCUUUAAGCGUCGAAUAUUUAUUGAUAUAUUUAUAUUACCUGAGGCCUACUGUAUAUUGGAACCCACAGGACAUUGGUUAAGACAGAGAUCUAACAUCUGUAAGAGCAUAUGUAAAGAGCAUUAAUUGCGAUGGACAAUAUUUGAUUGUGAGAGUCCAGAAGAUAAGUUAUCACAGACUGGACUACUGACUGAUACUUACAUUAUGAAAUGUCUUUGUCCCUGUCUACCUCUCACUGUAGCGCCACUGUGUGUCCCUUGGAGCAAACCUGGCGUCUGUGCACAGCUCUGCGGAGUAUCAAUUUCUACAGGUAGUGGUGGGGUGCAAGGCUGGCGGUUUCUCUCCUACCUGGAUUGGAGGAUAUGAUGCUGUUCAGGUGGAGUAUACUCACAGAUCAGUAGUAUCUUGGUAUACUCAUCAAUAUCUCAAGGGUCACUGGUAAAGUCAGAUCUAGGUUUUUUAGUAUCCACUGGCAUACUAUAAUAAUAAUAAUAAUAAUAGUAAUAUGGGAUUGCUUUGAUACUGAGACCUCACUUCUUCACCACAGGACAGGCUAUGGUUUUGGAGUGACGGCUCCAAAUUUGAUUACCAGAACUGGAAGAAAGGAGAGCCCAAUAAUAGCGGUGGCAGAGAGCCAUGUAUGGUGAUGAACUGGGGAGGUACAGUAGGCUCACUAUCAUUCACUGAUACAUUCAUCAAAUUAAACUUUAUUCAUAGUACAUUUAACAAAUAAAACUGGCACACACACCACACACCGCAAACACACUAUUAUAUUGUUGUGUGAACAUCUGAGAUUAUUUGAGAGGUCAUUUCUGUUCUGUGUUUCCUUUUAAGAUGAAUACCGCUGGAACGAUAUAAACUGUGGAAACAGCUUUCCCUCUGUGUGCUCCAAAAGAAUCUGUGAAAUAGAGAAAAACUGAAACCAUAAAUGCUACUCGAUAGUGUCAGCAUCCAACUGAACACUUUUUAUGGUAAAGUCAAAUAUUUAGUAAAGAUUAUUUGUUGCUGUAAACUGUAAGUUUGUGUUAGUUGUUGUUCAUAAAUGUUGAGUAAUGGUUUUGUUGUUUAUUGUCAAUAAAACGGUUGUACACAUUAUUAGUUUUCUCUUAUGAGUCAUUAUUAAACAUGAAUGCCAUAAUUGUAAGAUGAUUCUUAAAGGUACAGUCUAGGAUCUCAGAGUUUGUUCAAUGGUCAUUUAAAUUCUUUACAUUUAUCCAUUGAUUCAAGGUUAUUAUAGUAAACAAAAACUGAAACAAAAAUAACAAGGCAGAGCAUUCAUUGCUCAACCUUCAUUGGAUUUAGCAUCCACACACCGGAGAGGUAAUUGACUGCACAUUGAACGCAUGGGACAUACCAGAGGAGAAGAUUCUACUCUUUGUAACUGACAACGGGGCGAACAUAGUCAAGGCUAUUACACAAUAGACAAGAGAUACCCGUGAUCAACAACAACCAGAGCUGGCCAUAGCUUUGAACGGUGCGGCAUGUAGUGAGCUUUAAAAUGAUUCAUGUACAGUGGGGAAAAUAAGUAUUUAGUCAGCCACCAAUUGUGCAAGUUCUCCCACUUAAAAAGAUGAGAGAGGCCUGUAAUUUUCAUCAUAGGUACACGUCAACUAUGACAGACAAAAUGAGAAAAAAAUCCUGAAAAUCACAUUGUAGGAUUUUUAAUGAAUUUAUUUGCAAAUUAUGGUGGAAAAUAAGUAUUUGGUCAAUAACAAAAGUUUCUCAAUACUUUGUUAUAUACCCUUUGUUGGCAAUGACACAGGUUUCUGUAAGUCUUCACAAGGUUUUCACACACUGUUGCUGGUAUUUUGGCCCAUUCCUCCAUGCAGAUCUCCUCUAGAGCAGUGAUGUUUUGGGGCUGUCGCUGGGCAACACAGACUUUCAACUCCCUCCAAAGAUUUUCUAUGGGGUUGAGAUCUGGAGACUGGCUAGGCCACUCCAGGACCUUGAAAUGCUUCUUACGAAGCCACUCCUUCGUUGCCCGGGCGGUGUGUUUGGGAUCAUUGUCAUGCUGAAAGACCCAGCCACCUUUCAUCUUCAAUGCCCUUGCUGAUGGAAGGAGGUUUUCACUCAAAAUCUCACGAUACAUGGCACCAUUCAUUCUUUCCUUUACACGGAUCAGUCGUCCUGGUCCCUUUGCAGAAAAAAAGCCCCAAAGCAUGAUGUUUCCACCCCCAUGCUUCACAGUAGGUAUGGUGUUAUUUGGAUGCAACUCAGCAUUCUUUGUCCUCCAAACACGACGAGUUGAGUUUUUAUCAAAAAGUUAUAUUUUGGUUUCAUCUGACCAUAUGACAUGCUCCCAAUCCUCUUCUGGUUCAUCCAAAGGCACUCUAGCAAACUUCAGACGGGCCUGGACAUGUACUGGCUUAAGCAGGGGGACACGUCUGGCACUGCAGGAUUUGAGUCCCUGGCGGCGUAGUGUGUUACUGAUGGUAGGCUUUGUUACUUUGGUCCCAGCUCUCUGCAGGUCAUUCACUAGGUCCCCCCGUGUGGUUCUGGGAUUUUUGCUCACCGUUCUUGUGAUCAUUUUGACCCCACGGGGUGAGAUUUUACGUGGAGCCCCAGAUCGACGGAGAUUAUCAGUGGUCUUGUAUGUCUUCCUUUUCCUAAUAAUUGCUCCCAAAGUUGAUUUCUUCAAACCAAGCUGCUUACCUAUUGCAGAUUCAGUCUUCCCAGCCUGGUGCAGGUCUACAAUUUUGUUUCUGGUGUCCUUUGACAGCUCUUUGGUCUUGGCCAUAGUGGAGUUUGGAGUGUGACUGUUUGAGGUUGUGGACAGGUGUCUUUUAUACUGAUAACAAGUUCAAACAGGUGCCAUUAAUACAGGUAACGAGUGGAGGACAGAGGAGCCUCUUAAAGAAGAAGUUACAGGUCUGUGAGAGCCAGAAAUCUUGCUUGUUUGUAGGUGACCAUUAAAUAAUUAAGCCAAUUUGUGUAUUGCUGAUUCAUCAAUAUGGUUAGGGUUCUUGCAGGUUCAAGGAUUAUGCGACGUUCAGAAUGAGACUGAUGAGGUAAUGAUUGAAUAAGUGACUGUUAUUGAUAUAUAACAUAUAUAUAUCUUCUACGAGUUUAAUUUGGGAGAUGGUAACUCGUUAAUUGUUACAUGAGUAAUUUAAUCGAGUGACAAUUAAACAUAGUUAGUUGAUUCUAUACAUAACAGUCAUCACAUUAAUGCAAGUCACAUUACGACAAUAGUUUGUAGUAGAGUAGUUUGUAAUAAUGUGUUGUGAAAUGUAAUGUUUUAAUAUAUGUAAUUGCCUUAAUGUUGCUGGACACCAGGAAGAGUAGCUGCUGCCUUGGUAUAAUAAAAUACAAAAUACAAAAACAAGGCAUAGCAUGCAUUGCUCAACCUCCAUCCGAUUUAGCAUCCACUUUGAACGCAUGGGACAUACCAUUGGAGAAUAUCCUACUCUUCGUAACUCACAAUGGGGCGAACAUAGUAAAGGCUAUUGUAGAAUACACAAGAGAAUAACCGUGAUCAACAACAACCAGAGCUGGCCAUAGCUUUGAACGGUGCGGCAGAAAUGUCUGAAUCUGAGUCAGACACCGACGAUUAUUCUUUUAAGGCUAGGCACCACACCCUCAUAUUUUUUCCCUUAAUCAUAUAACAAUCAACUUUUACCAGUUGGAUGUAGACACAAAUAUCAUACUUUUUUUGUAUUACAAUGUUUCUGAAAUGUUUAAAAAAUAUAUGCAAAUGAGACAAUACCUCAUUAAAUAUGUGCAUAUUGGCAUAUCGCGCAAAUCCAUUUUUCUGGACACUGGAUGAAGUCAGCCUAUAUUUUGGUUUAAUUUUGUUAAGACACUCCAGGACCGGACUUGUCCAGAGGAGAUUGUGGAUAAAUACUUUUUUUUCUAUCUGGAAAAUACUAAAAACAUGCACGUAAAAUGCAUUUAUUGUGCAUUUUCCCCCCCAAAAAUUAUCUAGAAUAAAAAAUUGACAACAUAUCAACAAAUCCUUCUGGGCAAAUCUGGAGAAUGUCUCUAAGGAUAACCAAACAAAGUGUGGUAUGUAGUAUGAUAAACUAAAUAACAUUUACAUGAUACUUCAGGAGACAGCAGAGGGAGCACACCCCCAUCCACAUCGACAGGACCGCAGUGGAGAAGGCGAAAAGCUUCAAUUUCCUCGGCAUACACAUCACUGACAAUCUGAAAUGGUCCACCCACACAGACAGAGUCGUGAAGAAGGUGCAACAGCGCCUCUUCAACGUCAGGAGGCUGAAGAAAUUUGGCUUGGCCCAUAAGACCCUGACAAACUUUUACAGAUGCACAAUUGAGGUUUUCCUGUCGGCCUUUAUCACCGCCUGGUACGGCAACUGCACCGCCCCCACCUCACCGGGGGCACACUGCCUGCCCUCCAUGACACCUACAGCACCCGAUGUCACAGGAAGGCCAAAAAGAUCAUCAAGGACAUCAACCACCUGAGCCAUGGCCUGUUAACCCCGCUAUCAUCCAGAAGGCGAGGUCAGUACAGGUGCAUCAAAGCUGGGACCGAGACACUGAAAAACAGCUUCUAUCUCAAGGCCAUCACUGUUAAAUAGCCAUCACUAGCCAGCUACCACCCGGUUACUCAACCCUGCACCUUAGAGGCUGCUGCCCUAUGUACAUAGACAUAGAAUCACUGGUCACUUUAAUAAUGGAACACUAGUAAUAAUGUUUACAUACUGUUUUACUCAUUUCAUAUGUAUAUACUGUAUUCUACUGUAUUUUAGUCAAUGCCACUCCGAUAUUGCUCGUCCUAAUGUUCAUAUAUUUCUUAUUAUUUUACAUUUAGAUUUGUGUGUAUUGUUGUGAAUUGUUAGAUACUACUGCACUGUUGGAGCUAGGAACACAAGCAUUUAGCUACACCCGCAACAACAUCUGCUAAAUAUGUGUAUGUGCCCAAUAACAUUUGUCUUGACUUGAUUUGAUGUCAAGAACUUUAUAGGAAUUUAUAUUUUAAUUGGCCCCAACCAUGGAUGCAAAACUAUUCCAAAUAACAUUAUCAUGAACAUGGCAUUUGAACUUUGUUCAACAGGACACUAGUUCCAUGGAACACCAAUACUAGUUAUCCAUUUAUUUUUUGGGAUAAACCUUUAUAGCUCACACGAUAGGUAAACAUUCCAAAGAACAUUGCCAUGAAAAGUCAUUCAUAUCUGGAAUUUGAACAUACCUCAAAUCAGCUCUAUGGAACACCAUUACCAGUUAACAAUUGUUUGAAAUUGCUAACUAUUUAUUUGUAGCUAACAAUAUAAAAGUGCUCCUCUUUCUUCAGAUGAACAGAACCUGCAGAACUUACCAGUGAUUCACAUUAACAGGUAAGUCUUCAAUUCAUGUACAUUACAUCAUAAACUGUUUACUCUCCUGUUAUGCUCUUUUCCAGAGAAUUCUGGAUGUUUCUAGCAUUAUUUUCCUCGGUUAUAGUACCUUGUUUUUAGGAGACCAUCAUCACCAUUGCAAUGUUGACCAUAUCUCUGCUGCUGUGUGCUGCCCUUGCUCUGAGUCAAGCAACAGGUAAGACGCACAGCAAACCAAGAAUAUACACCUUAGUUCACACUUAACAACAUUCUUUACAUAACACUCCUUUCCUGUCGAUCCCUGUAACUCCAGCUAACUGGAGUUUUUGUUGUCCAGGUGCUGAGCUCUACCGUCAUUAUUUUUUGUGUACCAGUUCUUGUUUCAGAGCAAACAUGAGAAAAACGUUUUCACUCUACUGAGUCGAGGCGGACUGCACUGGGUUGUUUGUGAACAACAUUGCUAUGACUGGUCCAUUUGAAUUCCUUUCUGUCUGUCCUUCUUCCAGGAGCUAAGGGGGCAGAGGAGGGCGUAGUGGCAACGGCAGCAGAGAACAGGAACCAAUGCCCCACAGGCUGGUUCCAAUAUGAAUCGCGCUGCUUCAUGUUCAUUGAGACUGCAAGGACAUGGCCCCUAGCAGAGGUAUCAUGGUUACUCUCUACUGUGAAUUAAAGGGAAAGUUCAAUCGAAAUCAACUCGCUUAUUUGGUUUGAGGUUACCCUUAAAGGUGAUUUGCCAUUGCGUCCUGGAAAAUACUGAACCUCCCCUUUAAGUUAUUGUUUCAUUGGAAUUUUCUUUAAGCGUCGAAUAUUUAUUGAUAUAUUUAUAUUACCUGAGGCCUACUGUAUAUUGGAACCCACAGGACAUUGGUUAAGACAGAGAUCUAACAUCUGUAAGAGCAUAUGUAAAGAGCAUUAAUUGCGAUGGACAAUAUUUGAUUGUGAGAGUCCAGAAGAUAAGUUAUCCCAGACUGGACUACUGACUGAUACUUACAUUAUGAAAUGUCUUUGUCCCUGUCUACCUCUCACUGUAGCGCCACUGUGUGUCCCUUGGAGCAAACCUGGCGUCUGUGCACAGCUCUGCGGAGUAUCAAUUUCUACAGGUAGUGGUGGGGUGCAAGGCUGGCGGUUUCUCUCCUACCUGGAUUGGAGGAUAUGAUGCUGUUCAGGUGGAGUAUACUCACAGAUCAGUAGUAUCUUGGUAUACUCAUCAAUAUCUCAAGGGUCACUGGUAAAGUCAGAUCUAGGUUUUUUAGUAUCCACUGGCAUACUAUAAUAAUAAUAAUAAUAAUAGUAAUAUGGGAUUGCUUUGAUACUGAGACCUCACUUCUUCACCACAGGACAGGCUAUGGUUUUGGAGUGACGGCUCCAAAUUUGAUUACCAGAACUGGAAGAAAGGAGAGCCCAAUAAUAGCGGUGGCAGAGAGCCAUGUAUGGUGAUGAACUGGGGAGGUACAGUAGGCUCACUAUCAUUCACUGAUACAUUCAUCAAAUUAAACUUUAUUCAUAGUACAUUUAACAAAUAAAACUGGCACACACACCACACACCGCAAACACACUAUUAUAUUGUUGUGUGAACAUCUGAGAUUAUUUGAGAGGUCAUUUCUGUUCUGUGUUUCCUUUUAAGAUGAAUACCGCUGGAACGAUAUAAGCUGUGGAAACAGCUUUCCCUCUGUGUGCUCCAAAAGUUUUUGUUGUUCAGGUGCUGAGCUCUACCGUCAUAAUUUUUUGUGUACCGGUUCUUGUUUCAGAGCCUUUGCUGGAGACAAACAUUGCGCAAGCUGGAGAAAAACACUGAGCAAUAACAUUUGACUUGACUUGAUGCAUAAUUAGCUGCACUUGUUUUGAAUUUGGCCAGUAUGAUAGUAACUUUUUCACACUACUGGGUCGAGUCGGACUGCACUGGGCUGUCCUGGUUACAAAUCCACCAUAGUUGCUGGAACUGUGCUGGGAAAGGCAAUGUGAAAAGAAGAUAUCCAAGCCAGCACAUUACGGUUUGGGUCGGCAAAGUGAAUAGAACAGUCCCAUGAACAUUGCAAAGGCAGCUUUGAUUUCAUGUGUUUUCUUGUCUUUAACUACAUACUCUAUAUAGCCCCAUGAGAAGACAAUGGAUUUUGAGCAGGCUUUGCAUCUGGGUAAUUGUAUGAAACUAAUGUCAGUAGAUUAAUCUGCAGUACUACUAGGUAGACAACUCUCACAGGCUGAUGCCUCCACUAAUCAGAAUAAGAAUUGUGUGCAGGGGCGGUUGUUUGUGAACAACAUUGCUAUGACUGGGCCAUUUGAAUUCCUGCCUGUCUGUCCUUCUUCCAGGAGCUAAGGUGGCAGAGGAGGCCGUAGCGGCAGCAGAGAACAGGAACCAAUGCCCCACAGGCUGGUUCCAAUUUGGAUCGCGCUGCUUCAUGUUCGUCGAGACUGCAAGGACAUGGCCCCUAGCAGAG
Molecule: messenger RNA, 8770 nt
Organism: Coregonus sp. 'balchen'
Lineage: Eukaryota; Metazoa; Chordata; Actinopteri; Salmoniformes; Salmonidae
Source: the annotation of a GenBank genome assembly